AAAACAUUAACGUUUUCGAUUUUACUUUAAAAACUGAAAGUCUAUCCCAUGACACAGAUGCUUACUGCCAGGAAGGUUUUCACCAUAAUUUGAAACUUUCUACUCAAGUGCACAUCCUGUGGGCGGUCCGUUCGUUUAGGUUCACCGAUUCGUUUGUCCGUGCAAUGAGGGUGCAACGUGCAUUGACAUCGAAUCGUUUUAACAGUUCAUGCUAAUUCUGCAUUUAUUGUGAUCAAAUUGGGAACCGGAAAUUAUGCAUUGCUUGCUAAUGAGAAAAUAAUGGGAAUUGGUUGAAUUGGCUAUUACACUUAUAAAUAGAUCUAGUGAUAUUCAUAUACAUGUUUUUGCAAAUACAGUUUGCAUGUACAUGAUUAUACAUAAAUGUUAAUUUACAAUUUUUUGGUAAAGGAACAUGAUUAAAUAAUCGUAGAUAUAUUUGGAGAUAAAACGAGUACGUAGUUUCUAAUGCUUCGCAAGCGUUUAUCGUUAAAACGUGUAUCACUAUUAUGUAUGACGAAAUUCAAUUAAUGAUCAUGUAGCUUCACGGAUAGAAAUAAUCAGUACUAUGACCUUACAAAUCAAUUUAUAACUCUAAUUCAAAGUAUUAUGGCCCUAGUAGAAUCAAAAGUAAAUACAGAACAUUGUUUUACAGCCUGCAAGAGCUGAUUUUGGAUCGUAAUGGAAUCAGGGAGUUGCCACCUGAGCUCGCGGAGUUGAAAAACUUGCGAAACAUUUCGUUGGCUGGAAAUUGCCUGACCAGUCUGCCGUCUCUGUUCAACAUGCGAGCCCUCGCGUUAACGGAUGUAUUAUCGAGGUCAGAGCAUAGCAGAAAUUGCAAAGAUGAAAGAAAUAAUCAAAAUAAUUUAUACAAAGUCAAUUUACGGAAUAAUCAAUUAAAGGGGAACAUCAUACUUGGAAAUUACGGAAAUUUAACGCAUCUAGACGUCAGUGAAAAUAGCAUUGAGAAAUUGGACAUCAGUGCGCUUCACGAAUUAAGGAGCGUUCGCUGUGCACGAAAUAUUUUAACAGAAUUGACUGUCUGCGGCAGGAAUCUAGUUUCUCUUAUCGCAGGAAACAACAAAUUGAAAAAAUUAACUAUCGAACCAGUGCCCGUGAACCUCGAACACUUAGACGUUUCCUAUAAUAAUUUAGAUGCGCUCCCAGAAUGGACGCCGGAUCUGCCCUUGUUAAGAGCACUUUUCGCGUCUCAUAACGCUUUAACAGCCCUCCCAGACAGACUGCUAACGCAGCCGUCGAGACUGGAAGUUCUUCACUUACCCCACAAUAGAUUGCAAGCCCUUCCACCACCCAGAAAACCGCUAAACAUCGUUCACUUAACGUUACAAGACAACGCACUGACGGCGUUACCCACCAGUUUCUUUACCAAUACAGAAAA
This is a messenger RNA of Ceratina calcarata, 1396 nucleotides long. RefSeq names its product protein phosphatase PHLPP-like protein. Gene Ontology annotation, biological process: neuron projection regeneration. The transcript has 5 exons. Gene Ontology annotation, molecular function: protein binding. The annotation marks the transcript as partial. The record is from RefSeq and is a predicted model, not a curated record. Lineage: Eukaryota; Metazoa; Arthropoda; Insecta; Hymenoptera; Apidae.